Messenger RNA from Fomitopsis serialis, 2379 nucleotides. RefSeq lists its product as uncharacterized. Gene Ontology annotation, molecular function: 5'-flap endonuclease activity. NCBI's taxonomy places the organism in Eukaryota, Fungi, Basidiomycota, Agaricomycetes, Polyporales, Fomitopsidaceae. The record is from RefSeq and is a predicted model, not a curated record. The transcript has 12 exons. The coding region runs from base 1 to 2379 and encodes 792 amino acids.
AUGGGUGUCGCUGGCUUGUGGGAUAUCCUCCGUCCGGCAGGAGAGACGCGCUCUCUAACCCAUCUAUCUGUCGUCGAUGGCUUCGAGGCAAACCCCGACGGAGUGCGCGGCUUCCGCGUCGGCAUAGACGCAAGUAUCUGGUUCUUCCACGCAGCGUACGGUCGAGAAGGGGAGAAUCCCGAACUCCGCACGUUGUUCUUCAAAUGCACAAAGCUCAUGAGCUCUCCCUUCCUACCCCUCUUUGUGUUUGAUGCGCGGAAGAGAAUUAGCGGCAAGAACCACUGGAUGAUACAAGGCAUGCAAGAAAUCAUCAAUGCAUUCGGAUUCGAGUGGCGCAUGGCUCCUGGAGAGGCAGAAGCGGAGUUGGCUUACCUGAAUCGCUUGGGCGUCAUUGAUGCAGUUUACACCGACGACGUGGACACGUUUCUAUUCGGAGGGAAAAUGGUUGUCCGGAAUGCCAGCAUAACUCUAUCCGGUAACCGCGCACACUCCCUUAAGAACAGCGCAGGUCGUGAAGACGGCAAUCAUGUUGCAACCUACACCUCACACGCCAUCCUCACGCACCCCUCCAUCCAACUGACACACGGCGGGCUAAUUCUCAUCGGUGUCCUCCGUGGAGGCGACUACCAUUCCGGUCUUGCCGGGUGCGCUCCCUGCCUUCCUGCGCGGCUGGCGGAGGAGGUGCGCGCUGAGCUACGCUCGAACGCGCGCGGAAUUCUUGGCAAGAAGUACGCUGCGUUGUCGAAGAAGAUCCCUGAAGACUUCCCCGACAUCGACGUCCUCCUAUCGUACACGAACCCCAUUGAUUGGGAGAAGGAGCCUGACCUUGGAAAAAUGCCGGCUGAGAUCAUCAUCAAGCGCUUCAGGACGGUGCUCUGGCCUGCUGCUGUGUUGCGAAUCCUGAGACGUGUUGCGUUGUUGGAGACAAGCCAUUUCUCCUCGCUGCAGCUGAACUCGCCCAAACGCGCAGGAGGUGACGACUCCGACAGCGAAGAUGAAGAUGACGAAGACAAGCUCAUCGUCAAGAUUCACUCGUCACGACAACACGCAUCUACAGAUGGUGUCCUCGAGUAUCGUCUCGAGGUCGCCCCCGCACAUCUCAUCCGGCUGUCUGAGUCCGGGGUGAGGGGUCUCCGUACGGCAUUGGCAACGGGGCUGGACGAUGAUUCAGACUUGCCAGAAGACGACGACUCGGAUGGCGAUGGGAAAGGGAAGAAGCGUGUACCGAAGCCGCCACCCGAUCCUCAGAGUCACUUGAGGAUCUGGUUGCCUGCGUGUAUGGUGCGCGUCGCGCAGCCUGACCUUGUGGAUGAGUUCGAAGGGAUCCAGGAGAUGCGUGCGGCCAAGAAGGCAGGGAAAGCCAAAGGGACUAACGCUGUCGGAACGAAAGCUAAGGCAGGGAAGAAGGUUCCUGUACUUGUCCUGGAAGAGGAGGAAGAAAGUUCAGAUGGUUCCGUCUCACCGACUCCGAAGAAAGCAAGGCCGAAGGCCAGUACAGCCAAGCAGAAGCUAGCCGUCGUCGCUACAAUUCCUAAACAAGCCAGCACCGUCAAGGAGUUCUUCGUCGUUGGUAAACCUACACAUACGAGCGGCAAACCGAGCAAGACGAAGUCAAGUACCGCCAAGGUUUCUGCACUGUUCGCUGAGGAGCCCACGACUUCCAAACGGAUCGUGUCGAAGCCGUCCGGCCCGGCCCCUGCAUUCGACACUGAUACUGAAUCCGACCUUGCUCGAUCGGCUGCUUCCUCGUCAAGGCUGCCUUCUCUUACAAACACCUCUCGCCCAUCAUCCACGGGCCUGAGCCUGUCAGACUCAUCAAGCGAAAGACAGACAUUUGUUCCCGCCCCCUUUCCCAUGUCCUUCGACAAAGAUGAAGUACGCGACGACAGGCCAACCUCCACCGGAUUGAUCAGGGCCGACAGCGUGGGCAUUCUUCGUCCGUACGCGAAGCGAUUGUCUAGCCGCAGCCAGUCGCCGGUCGAGAGACAUAUUGACAAAGCCAACCGCGAUGGACCGUUGCAGAAAUCUCCGCGUAAAUCGCAGAAACAAACAUCACCCCGUAGGCAGGGCAAGACCAGGCCGACAUCCCCUGUAUCCGUCAUGUCAUCCAACAGACCUAUUUCCCCGUCGCCAAUCCGCCAGCCUCCCAGUAGGGUGGCCACGAAGACUUCGUCUUCAUCGCCGCAGCGAGACCACUUAUUCGAUGUCGACUCAGAGCCAGAGGGCCCUCGUCAGCCCAAGAUCGCCCCGUUGUUCCUGGCGAGGACCAAGGUGUCAACAACGUCCAAUGUAUCGGCAAAAUCCACAUCGGCGAGAGCGAGACAUAAAUUCUCGACACAAGUACUCGUGGAUCCCCACGAUAUCAUCGAUCUAACGUGA